AUGCACGCCGCAAAGAAGAGGAGGCUGGAUGGGUCUGCAGCAUUCCAAAACAAGCCUUUCCGCUCACCGCUCCGAAAGGCCACAGAAGUGCAAUCGAAUAAUGCAGAGCAAAGUGAAAAAUUAGAGGUUGAGCAUGACCCAGCAUCAAGUCCUCGCCCAAUCCUGAGCGCCUCUGGCAUUCCAAGUCAGAUCUCAUCUCUUUCUCCAUCCGUUAAGACCAGGUCUGCCAAUCCGGAACACAAACAUCCCCAAAAGCAGCGGUCUGCCCUCAGCCUUGAGCUCGCAAACUUGCGUCAGUCACUUGACAUUGCACAACAAGCCCUUGAAAUUGAAGCAUCGAACCAAGAUGUUGAGCUGCGCACCUUGAUUGCGAAAUGGAGGGCUGUUGCUCAAGAGCUUGCAGAGGAGAUUUUUGCUGAUGCCAAAGAGAAAGUCAACGGCAUGGGUGGUGUCAGGGCAUUGCGGCGACGAAAUGAAGAGGAUCAUAGGCAAUGGCACAGCUACCAGGACAAUCGGGAACUAUGCCAUGAUACAGAUGGUAACCUACUUGCUGGCAUAGAAGAGCCGUCCCAAUCGAAGUAUGCCGAAGACAACGGGGAGGACGAAGGUUGCUUCAGCAUGGAAAUGAUGCUCCAAGAGAUGAACAUCGACUUGCGAAUCAUUGGCUAUGAUCACAAACUCGAACGGUGGGUGGACUGA
This is a messenger RNA of Capronia coronata CBS 617.96, 699 nucleotides long. RefSeq lists its product as uncharacterized. The coding region runs from base 1 to 699 and encodes 232 amino acids. NCBI's taxonomy places the organism in Eukaryota, Fungi, Ascomycota, Eurotiomycetes, Chaetothyriales, Herpotrichiellaceae. Gene Ontology annotation, biological process: DNA recombination. The record is from RefSeq and is a predicted model, not a curated record. The transcript is spliced from 2 exons.